UGUGUGUGUGUGUGUGUGUGUGUGAGAGAGAGAGAGAGAGAGGGAGAGAGAGCAGCACUCAAAGAGGAAACGUGAGCCGACUUUCUUUGUGUGCAAUGACGCUCGCUGUUAGCCACCGUCGCUACUAGCUGUGCUGUCGGCCCGGCCCGCUGGUGCUGAUGGAGCGCUUCCUGGCUCUGCUGCGCCUGCUGGGGAGGAGGCGCGGUGGGAGGAGGUACCGGGCGGAGGAAGACUACCAGGAAGGCUACGAGGACGUUUACUUGUACACCAGCAAGUACAACACACGCCUGCUGAAUGAAGGUCCAUACACCAAGCACUCGGCGGGUUCGCGACCUUCGGAUGGAGCGCUGGCCAUCAGGAGGCAGAGUAUACCAGACGAGUUCCGGGGGUGCACGGUGGUGGAGCUGAUGAAGAAGGAGGGCACCACGCUUGGGCUGACCGUCUCCGGCGGCAUCGACAAGGAUGGCAAGCCGCGGGUAUCCAACCUGCGGCAGGGAGGAAUCGCUUCCAGGAGCGACCAGCUCAACGUGGGCGACUACAUCCGCUCGGUGAACGGCAUCAACCUGGCCAAGUUCCGCCACGAUGAGAUCAUCAGCCUGCUGAAGAACGUGGGCGAGCGCGUGGUGCUGGAGGUGGAGUACGAGCUGCCGCCCAUGUCCGUGCAGGGGUCGGGGGUCAUGUUCAAGACGGUGGAAGUGACGCUGCACAAAGACGGGAACAGCUUCGGCUUCGUCAUCAGAGGCGGAGCCAGUGAAGACAGGAACAAGUCUCGGCCCAUCGUCAUGACAACCAUCCGCUCAGGCGGGCCCACUGACAGGGAAGGGACCAUCAAGCCGGGCGAUCGCUUGCUGAGUAUCGACGGGAUCCGUCUGCAUGGCAACACGCUGUCAGAAGCCAUGAGCAUCCUGAAGCAGUGCGGACAGGAAGCCACACUGCUGGUGGAGUACGACGUCUCCGUCAUGGACUCAGUCGCCACGGCGUCCGGCCCGCUGCUGGUGGAGGUUGCCAAGGCCACGGGCUCCAGCCUGGGCGUGGCUCUGUCCACCUCCAUGUUCUGCAGCAAGCAGGUCAUCGUCAUCGACAAGGUCAAACCCGCCAGCAUAGCCGACAGGUGUGGUGCUCUCCAUGCAGGAGAUCACAUUUUAUCCGUGGAUGGAAAGUCCAUGGAGUUCUGUUCCCUGGCUGAAGCCACGCAGCUGCUCUCCGCUUCCUGUCAGAUCGUCCGCCUGGAGAUUCUGCCUCAGCACCAGGCCCGACCCGCCCUGAACGCACCGCAGCAAGUCAAGGUUCAGCGUUCCCCCCGCCCCCUCCCCUGGGAGACCGGUGGCUCCACCCCCAUCCUUCCACCUUACCACUACAACACGUACCACCCUGACCAAUCAGGUGCCAGAUCGCAGAACCGCCACACAAACAACUCUUCGCUGAGCCACUCGUUCUCUCCCGGCUCCAUGUCGGCCUACAGUCUCUCGUCCCUCAACAUGAGCACGCUGCCCAGGAGCGCGUAUCCCACGAGUCCACGGGGCACGCUGAUGAGGAAGAAGCAGAAGAAGAAGGACUUUAAGAGCUCCUUGUCUUUGGCGUCCAGCACGGUGGGUCUUGCCGGUCAGGUAGUGCACACGGAAACCACGGAGGUGAUGUUGCUCGGCGACGGCAUCAUGGGCUUCGGCCUUCAGCUGCAAGGUGGAGUCUUUGCCACCGAGACGCUGUCUUCGCCGCCGCUCAUCGCUUACAUCGAUCCCGACAGUCCUGCGGAGAGGUGCGGCAUCCUGCAGAUUGGAGACAGGAUCUUGUCCAUCAAUGGAGUUCCAACUGAAGACUCCACCUUGGAAGAAACCAAUCAGCUGCUCCGAGACUCCUCCAUCACAGCACAACUUACCCUGGAGAUCGAGUUCGAUGUGGCUGAGUCGGUCAUCCCGUCCUCGGGAACUUUCCACGUGAAGCUCCCAAAGAAACCCGGAGUGGAGUUGGGAAUUACCAUCAGCUCUCCGUCCAACAGGAAGUCAGGCGACCCGCUGAUCAUCUCGGACAUCAAGAAGGGCAGCGUGGCUCACAGGACGGGAACGCUGGAGCUGGGAGACAAGCUGCUGGCCAUCGACAACAUCCGCGUGGAGAACUGCUCCAUGGAGGAGGCCGUCCACAUCCUGCAGCAGUGCGAGGAGCUGGUCAAGCUGAAGAUCCGUAAGGAUGAAGACAACUCAGACGAGCAGGAGGUGUCGGGCAGCAUCAUCUACACGGUGGAGCUGCAACGCUACGGCGGUCCGCUAGGAAUCACCAUCUCAGGCACCGAGGAGCCCUUUGACCCCAUCAUCAUCUCCUCGCUCAGCAAAGGGGGGCUGGCAGAAAGGACGGGCGCUAUCCACGUGGGCGACCGGAUCUUGGCCAUCAACAGCAGCAGCCUGAAGGGCAAACCUCUGAGCGAGGCCAUCAGCCUGCUGCAGCAGGCGGGAGAAACCGUCACGCUCAAGAUCAAGAAGCAGGGCGAGCUGUCCAGUCCCAAGGCCUGUGUGAUUGGCUCAGAGCCGGGGGCGGGGCCUAACCAGGAGAACCACAAUGAGGACGAGGAGGAGCCUGUCGUCAUGGUGGCGCCCCCAACCAGGCUGUUCAGCACGCUGCCGUCCGUAGACAGCGCCGUGGAGUCUUGGGAUGGAUCCAACAUGGAUGGCAUCUUCACCAGCCCGGCGCCACCGUUUCAGUCCUCGCCUUUCACCUUCCACGAGUGGCGCAAUGCCAAGACGAGCAACAGCCAAUCACCCGCUUCCUCUCGCCAGAGAGCCAACCCACUGUCAGACCUCGGCCUGAACGACGACUGGGACCACGCCGCACUCGGAGGAACCUGUAAUGUCGCCAGUGGUCUUAUUUCUGACAGCAGGUUCACGGUGGGCCACGAUGGGACUGAACCAGACCAGGAGGAGAACUUCUGGUCUCAGGCUCUGGAGGAUCUGGAGACGUGUGGUCAGAGUGGAAUCCUCAGAGAGCUGGAGGCCACCAUCAUGUCGGGCUCCACCCUUAGUCUCAACCAGGACCCCACCCCCCUGCGCACCACGCUGGGACGCCAGGCCAGCUUCCAGGAGCGCAGCAGCACCCGACCGCAGGUGACCCCGCGCUCCAACACCUUGCCCUCCGACCCCCAGCGCAGAGCCUUUGCCAUGAAGAAGAUGAGACAGGAAGUCAACGACAUCCUCAACCAGAACCCAGUAGAACUUCACAAGCUGACCGUGGAGAAGUCGUCCGACUUGGAGGACUUCGGCUUCAGCGUCUCGGACGGCGUGUUGGACCGCGGCGUGUACGUCAACAACAUUCGAGCGGGUGGUGCGGCGGAGCGCAGCGGUCUGCGGGCGUACGACCGCCUGCUGCAGAUCAAUCACGUCCGCACGCGGGACUUUGACUGCUGCCUGGUGGUGCCGCUCAUCGCCGAGUCGCCCAACCGCUUGGAGCUGGUCAUCAGCCGAAACCCCACCUCCUCCGCCAGCCCGCUGACCAACCACACGGAAGGAGGACGCUGCGGCCAGACGGAGGCGCACACCGAGGACAACAACGACGACGACGCUCCCAUCAAAUGGAAGAAACCCGGGGAGGGGCUGGGGGCGGGGCUAGUCACCAACACUUCUGUAUAGUAGUGACAGGAACCACCUGACCCCGCCCCCUCCCACACCCCCACGGUGCUACACAGACCCUCCCUCGCAGUGACCUUUUGAAAGCACACGGAUGGAGCAGUCACUUCCUGUCCUCACUUCCUGGUAUGGAAGGAACUCCAAAGAAGCACAGCUGUGGUUGCCAUGGAGACCACACACACUCCAGCCAAUGGAAAGACUUCCUGAACGUUUAAAAAAAUAACACGGAUGAUGAAGACACUAAGAUUUUGUUUUGUUUUGUUUACACGGGACUUACUGGCCUCACUGUGCGUGUGUGUGCGUGAGUGUGCGCGUGUGUCGGUGUCGUUGGCCGGAGAAGACCUUCCCCCACCUCGCCCCUCCCUUAGCCAAUAGACAGGCAGGAUGACAGACACUAUCAGCGGAUUGGCUGGAACCAAUCAAUCAAAGGAUUCCUGACUCUGAUUGGCCCUCCUCAAUGAGUUAACCAAUCAGUUUCCAGGAAGCAGCCAAGCAUGACCCCGCCCCCUCUAGUAGCUGUGCUCUAUUAUGCUAAUCAAUUGGUGUGUUUUUGACUGACUGUUGUCAUUUUUCUCUGUUUGUUGGUUUGUUACCGUGACGACUGGACCUCAACUGGUGUACAUUAGAUUUAAAAAAAGGUUCAGUCCGUCAUCAUGGAGCCAUAAAACCAUUUAAAAACCAUUUUACACGUAGAAAAAAAAACCUGUUUAAACGGGGAACUUGUGACGCGUGCGUGAUGUCAACAUUUAGCGCUCCUCGUUAGAACGUCGACAUUUAAAGCCACUGGUCGGAAACCUCCUUGAAACCACUUGCUGCUCUGUGAUUGGUCGUUCCAAUGGUUAGCGGCGGCGCGGCCAUCAUGUUAGCUAGUGGCUAGCAGACGCCGAGCACACGGCCGACUUAGCACAAGGCUAACACAGGGCUAAUGCCAGCUGGCUGCUAACAUCAGGCUAGCUAAAGCCUGCGAGACGUAGCUCAGCUAACAUGGUUGGCAGCACAUCAUAAUAAUAACUGUUAACCCUGACGCUACCCAACUUCAAAACAAACCAAACGAGCAGAUGAUGUUGAGGGGCGUGGCUUCAGAACGAGUGCAAUCAAGCCAUACACACUGUGUUCGUACGCGUGUAUUGCGUGUGUGUGCGUGUGUCCGUGUGUGAGCAACAUAGCAGGAAUUUGCACUUAAAUGUUUGAUCUCAACACCCCUCCCCCCCAUCCACACACAUACACGUGCACGCACACACACAUGCAUUGCACUGCCAUUGGAAAUGAAGAGAGUGGGCGGAGUUCAUUUCCGUGUAGCGUCACCAACCAAACCGUAUUUUCUUUAAGGAACAACAAUGUUGUAAAGUAUUUUUGUACAAAUUUAAUACUUUGGUAGCAUGACGUUCCUGCUGUUUGUCCUCUCGCCACCUUCUUUGUAUGGACGACUACUGAGCAACAAUAAAUACUACUACUCACUCUGCCUUCAUGUACCUCUGCACUACUAGUAUUACUCUUCUUAAUACACCAAAAUACUCACUUUGGCUUCACAUACCUCUAGUAGUACUGCACUACCAGUAUUACUGGUCCUACUAGACCCAAAUACUCACUGCCUUCACCUUGUACAGCACGAUUAGU
Dunckerocampus dactyliophorus (ringed pipefish) is the source of this 5228-nucleotide messenger RNA. It is a transcript of the gene grip1, whose product is annotated as glutamate receptor interacting protein 1. Gene Ontology annotation, biological process: neurotransmitter receptor transport, endosome to postsynaptic membrane. Gene Ontology annotation, molecular function: nuclear glucocorticoid receptor binding. The record is from RefSeq and is a predicted model, not a curated record. Bases 159 to 3614 code for a protein of 1151 amino acids. NCBI's taxonomy places the organism in Eukaryota, Metazoa, Chordata, Actinopteri, Syngnathiformes, Syngnathidae. The transcript is spliced from 24 exons.